This is a messenger RNA of Trachymyrmex septentrionalis, 798 nucleotides long. RefSeq lists its product as uncharacterized. The record is from RefSeq and is a predicted model, not a curated record. Bases 392 to 757 code for a protein of 121 amino acids. The transcript has 3 exons. NCBI's taxonomy places the organism in Eukaryota, Metazoa, Arthropoda, Insecta, Hymenoptera, Formicidae.
GAGUGAUAUUUCAUUUGUGCGUUUUUGUCGUACGAUAAAUUUUUCAAGCUUGUUGAUUGACUAUAGGAUAGAGAGAUCUGAGGACCUCUCUGUUCUGUACACAUUUGUCGUACGACAAAUUUUUCAAGCCUGUUGAUUGGCUAUGGGAUAGAGAUAUCCGAAGACCUCUCUGUUCUGUCAUGUUCUGUAUACAUUUCUAUUAUACGACAAAGACGCACGAAUGAAAUAGCGCACUCGUAGUUAAUAUUAUAAAAUUAAAAUAAUGCACUGAUAUGACUGGCUCCUUUCAGCCCAGUGAUCUUUACUUGGAAGCGUGGUACUGUGAUUUUUACAAAAAAUCAGAAAUCCACCGGCCAGAAGAAGAAUUUUAUAAAGAGAGCAAUGUGGAACAAUGUCGAUACAAACAAAAGGGCUGGAAUUAAACAAAUGCAUUUUCUCUCACUUAUGGUAUACAUCUCUAAAUAUUUUCAAUAUAAACAAUGAUAGCAAUUUUUUGAAUGAAUUCCAUCACAACUGCUGUGUUGACUUAACAGAAUUGGAAACUGUAAUCGAAAGCUUGAUACAUUCCCCAAAUGAGGAGCAAUAUCAAUGGAUCGCUUAUAUAUUACUGUGGAAACUUAUAGAUAACAAGUCAGCUAAUGUUGACUGUAGUAUACAGUCCAAUAUUCAGACACAAUUUGAUUGCAUACAAAUAAAAAAUGCGAUAGAGCUAUGCAGAAUUGUUAUUAUUUCUUCAAGAACUAAGCACACAAUGUAGCAUAAAAUAUACUUCAAGUAUUAUAUUCCAACAAAUUCUUA